Molecule: messenger RNA, 1110 nt
Organism: Candidula unifasciata
Lineage: Eukaryota; Metazoa; Mollusca; Gastropoda; Stylommatophora; Geomitridae
Source: the annotation of a GenBank genome assembly
AUGAUUAAAGCAGGACUUAACGAGAAUGAGCUGCAGGCUCUCCGAAGACUGGGUGGUGAGCCAAAUAUCCAGUCUUCAAAUUUCCAAUCCUCCUCCUCCAUGAUUUCCCACUCCCUGGCCGAGGCCAGCUCAUCAAUGCCUGUCCCAGAAACCCCAUACUCCGGUGUCACAGUCAAGAUCGAAUAUGCUGGAGCAUGCUUUGAUGAAGGUCAGACCAGACGCAAACGAUUGUCACUCAAGUUUCCUGGCAAUGAAAUCGCUGGCACAAUUUAUGACAUUGGUGCCAAUCUGCCCAAUAGCAACUACACUGUUGGUGACCGUGUGAUCAUAGUCCCUGAUGAUGACAGCAACACUGGAUACACUGAGUUCCUCCCAGUGGAAGACACAUCCCGAGUCAUCCAGGUUCCAAAUAAUGUCCCUCUUGAAGUUGCUGCCAUGUUGCCAGGCAGUGCUUUGACAGCCUAUGCUGCAGUCAACUGCGCCAAACCUCAUGUGGAGAAACUGCGCAAAGUUAAAUCUUGUGUAAAUGUUUUGGUUGUCGGGGCUGGUGGACUCGGUCUGUGGACCAUCAAGUUGGCUAAGUACUUCCUGGGUCAUGACUGUAACAAUGUCCGGGUGUUUGUAGCAGAUAACAGCAUCGACAGACUCCUGACCGCCCAGGACCACGGCUGCUACGACAUCAUUCACUGGAACGAAGAGGAUCACGAACAGUACAUCCAUGAGCGAACACUGGACUCUUGCCGAGGUGGUGUUGAUGUCAUCAUUGACUUUGUUGGGUCUCACAGAAGUAUGCAGAGAGCCCUGAAAGUUCUGAACAGAGAGGGUGUGAUCCUGGUUGGUGGAAACUCCACGUCAGAGACAAAUAUCUCUCUGACAGCCCUUGCUGCUAAACAACAGAGCAUUGUUGGCAUUCCCCAGGGUAACCUCAAUCAGUUGAUUGAGUUGCUGAACGCUGUUGCUGACAAAACGCUGGAAGUCCCACAGUACCAGGUUUUCCCAGUGGAUGAGGCCAACAAAGUAUUUGAAGACUUAACAGAAUGCAGAAUCACAGGCAGGGCAGUGUUCAAAUUUGGAUCACAGUCCAGCGCACAUCUUGUAGACAACCAUUAA